Molecule: messenger RNA, 1008 nt
Organism: Penicillium samsonianum
Lineage: Eukaryota; Fungi; Ascomycota; Eurotiomycetes; Eurotiales; Aspergillaceae
Exons: 4
Coding region: 1-1008 (335 amino acids)
Source: RefSeq, a predicted model, not a curated record
AUGGGGACACGAUUCAAAGGUGACACCAAAGACCCGGCGGUCAAUGUCACCACAUGGUUUCUUUUGGUCACGAUCGGUUUCAGUGUCUCUGCUCGACUCGUAACGAAAAUUCGACUGUUCAAAAGGCUCACCACGGAUGAUCUCCUGAUCAUUACGUCUCUGCUUUUCGCCAUCGGGCAGAGUAUUGUUGUUUCGCUGGCAGUUGGGUCCGGUUAUGGAAAGCAUUUCAAAGAUGUCUCCAGCGCCGAUAUGGAACAGGUAAUGAAAAACCUUUUCGCCGGGUCUCUUCUCUACCUCCUGAGCCUCACGUUUUCGAAACUAUCUCUAGUCGUAUUUAUCCGGAGUCUUACACCAUCUGCCAAAGAUAAAUGGCUCGCUCGAGGCGUCGAGGCUAUUGUAUAUGCCUGGGCAGCUGUUGUGAUCAUUGGAACUGCAUUCCAAUGCUCUCUGCCCCAUACAUGGGAUUUUCAGAACGGCCAAUGCUUUAACCUGUUAACUUGGCGCUACUUUAUCGCUAUCUCCAACAUCGUUACCGACCUUUUGAUUGUCACUCAGGCGAUGAUUCUGAUUUCUAGCGUCCAAACGACGCUGGGGCGACGCCUGGUUUUUGCGGGUAUCUUCCUACCUCGGCUCUUUGUGACAAUCGCAACGAUCGUCGAGCUUGCCUUCAUUAAGAAUGGCACGAAAACCAACGACCCAACGUUUCAAAUGUGUGAAAUCACCAUUUUCGAAGUGAUCAUUCAGUGCCUCAGUAUCGUGACGGCCUGUUGGGGACAACUCAGCCCCUUCCUGUCCUGGAUGCGAUCGAACGGGCUCAAGCUUGAUGGCGUGGAAGAACCGACCUCUUGGAGCUCCAAGAUACGCUCUCAAUCACAGGGGGGUCCAAUUCGCGGGACCGCAAGACCAGGUUCGAGAAUCGCAAAGACUUCCCUUUGCCGAUGCGACGAGAUCAAAUUUUGGUCACGCAAGAUUGGGAGGUCGACAGCCAGUCAAGCCAGACACACAUAA